Molecule: messenger RNA, 1126 nt
Organism: Haliotis rubra (blacklip abalone)
Lineage: Eukaryota; Metazoa; Mollusca; Gastropoda; Lepetellida; Haliotidae
Exons: 5
Coding region: 197-622 (141 amino acids)
Source: RefSeq, a predicted model, not a curated record
UAAUCUUUGUUAUGGAGCGCCAGCGCCUGGGUUGUAACUUGUUUAUGAUCGACACACCAUGGGGGCAGUUCAAAGUACCGCAUAUAAGAAUAGAAUCGAUCUCGAGGCACUUCCGUGUCCGUAGUCGCUAUCGCGACUUCUCGGAACCCCUGGCAGAGUGCCAGCCAGGUGUGUGACAUGACAGGAGAACGUCAACAUGGCGCAGGAGACUCCGAGAUUUCGGAAGAUGAGUUUGCGAAAAUGGUACAAGGACCAGCCCGAUUACGGUAACCGUUCACACAGAGUCCCUGCUGAAGAAGGCCCCACGUACCUGGAUAUCAAGGAGAAGUUACAGGGUCGAGUAAAGUACCACAAGGAGAGAGCAAAAGAAUGGAAGGAAGAACAAGAUAACCUGGAGAAGGAGCGGCGGAACAGACAGAGAACAUUACGUUCAAACCUUACACACAGGGGUUCGGAAACACCCCGUGGGAAACACUCAUCCAUGAUACACAGAAACAUUAGAGUCCACAAGGACACCAGGAACGUUCUCUGUCCUCCGUCUUACGACGACUACAAAGACAGGGGCGACAGGGUGCCGGGAACCAGGUGGACCUUGGUCAGAUAUUACGAAACUGGGCGAUAGUCAGGCGCAACAAACAUCAACAGUGCGUCGACCGAAUAUUACAUGUAUAUUACAAAACAUCACCCGGAAGCUUCUACAGAUUUGUAACAACAUCGUGUGGAAACCUGGUCAUUAUAAUGAUACAAAAUGCCAUACAACAAGAACCAGGACACCAUCUAAAUGUAUUCACUUGUGUUUGUCCAGGAAGAAUCUCCAACUCCGGAUUAAUAAAAUGGUUUUCGAAUGGAAUAAACUUUAGCAAGAACAUACGCCUCAGUGCGACACGGUGAUAGCCCACAUAAAUGAUGUGUAGUUUAAAGACCUAACUAAAAUGGUAUCGACAUUUCAUGUACAGUUAACAAACAGCAUGCAUUUGAGGCAGUCAUUGAACCCGACUCUCUCCACAGUGUAAAUUUGAAACACGAGUUUUAGAAAAUGUUUGUGGAGGCCAAACCCUGAAACCAGGUCUCAUCUUAUGGCCGCAUAUUUGUGAAGUCAGCUUUAUUCAGAAUAUAGUCAUUAUCU